AUGAACUGUUGUGUUGUGAAGUCUGCAAUCUGGGUUUUGUUCAUAUUGUACUUGGUAUGUUUUUCUCGAGGAUUUGAUCCUGCUGAUAAGUAUUAUAUAAACUGUGGAUCAUCCACUGAUUUUACUGUGGGUAAUAGGACUUAUGUAUCUGAUAAAACAGCAUCUAAAUUCCUGUCAACCCCUCAAGAUAUAUUGGCUGAUAGCAAUUUAAAAUCUAUAACAUCAUCCAAGGAUUCACUGCUGUAUCGAACAGCUAGAGUAUUUACUGGAUCCUCUAGGUAUACGUUCUCGAUCAGCCAGAGGGGAAGGCACCGGAUCCGCCUGCACUUUUAUCCGUUUGUUUAUCAGAAUUAUGAUAUGAACACUGCUACUUUCUCUGUUUUCUUCCAAAAGAAUACACUCCUAAGCAAUUUCAACCCGAAAAACCUUUCUGUUAAAGAAUUUUCAGUCAGUAUAUCAUCUGGAGACCUUGUAGUGACUUUUACCCCUGCGAAUAGUUCAUUUGCUUAUGUCAAUGCCUUGGAAGUUUUCUCGGAACCAGAUUCCCUCAUCACCAAUGAUGCCUCGCGUCUCAAUCCACCAGGGCCAUUUAAUGGCCUGGUGACACAGGCUCUAGAGACCAUUGCAAGGGUGAACAUGGGUGGACCAUUCGUGUCCUUUGAGAACGAUACGUUGUGGAGAACUUGGGUUUCUGAUCAGAGCUUUUUGAUGCUACCAAACCUUGCCAAGAAUGUGUCCAAUAUUGCUGCUGUUAGGUAUCCUCCAGGAGGAGCAACUCCAGAUAUUGCUCCUCCUACUGUUUAUGGUACUUGCAGUAAGAUGAACUCAGAAAGUGAUCCAAAUAGCAAUUUCAACGUGACGUGGGAAUUUAGUGUGAAUUCGGGCUAUGCAUACUUCAUUCGAUUGCACUUCUGUGACAUAGUUAGUACAUCUGCCAAUCAGCUACUAUUUAAUGUUUUUAUUGAUUCCAUGCUUGCUAUUGGGGAUCUUGAACUAAGUGCCAAAACCGAUGGUCGUUUGGCCACUGCAUUAUAUAUGGAUUUUGUUACCCCAUUGAUUGAGAAAAAUAAACUACGUAUAAGUAUUGGCCCUUCUCCUCGGAGUGGUUAUCCUGAUGCCCUUCUGAAUGGAUUGGAGAUAAUGAAAAUUAAUGAUUCCACGGGCAACCUUGCUGGGGAAAUGUCUAUACCUUCCCACCCUGGCUCCAAGAGGAAUGUUGGACUAAUUGUUGGGGUGAGUGUUGGGGUGACAGUUGCUUUGGUCAUAAUUGGCAUUCUAUUCUUUGUGCACAGAAGACGGAAACGAGAAAGCUUUGGCGAUACCUGGGUUCCGAUUUCUACUGAUGGAAGAACUUCCCAUUCUAAGGGAAGUAAAUACUCAAGUGGAACAACAGUGGUUCAUAAUGAUCCCGAGGAAAAUAGUACCAUUGUUAUCGGCCACCUCUCUCCACAAAUUGGCGAAUUUAAUCAUUUGGACACUAGCAUUUCUGCUACUCAAUCUGAAAUUUCAAGUGGCGAUGAUCUGUCCGGCAUUUCAAUGAGUAAAGUUUUCUCACAACUGGUGAAGUCUGAAGGUAGAUGA
This is a messenger RNA of Fraxinus pennsylvanica, 1581 nucleotides long. The record is from the annotation of a GenBank genome assembly. Lineage: Eukaryota; Viridiplantae; Streptophyta; Magnoliopsida; Lamiales; Oleaceae.